AUGGCCGAUCCAAAUAUAAGGACUACACCUAGACUUAAAGUUUCUUUAACUGACACUUCACCUCAUAAGAAAUUGAAUGAAAACGAAGCCAAACCGCCGCCGCCGGGCGUAAAGUUAGAACAAUGGAAACGGUUACAAGAAUUAAAGAGACGACGAGAAGAAGUUCAAAAUGGUGGUAGUAAAAAGAAAAAUAAGCAAGACGAUCGCUUGUUCACAAACUGUCGAGAAGAGGAAGAAUCAGGUCGAAAAUAUUCGGAUUCAUCCUCUGCACCAGAUCAAACUACUUCGCAAUCGUCAACACACCUUUUAGAUCAGACAAUUCCUCCAAUAAUACCGAAAGGUCUAAUAAAAUACGUAAACAUGAAUUCGCAUUUGAAAGGAGUAGAUCAUGGCCGCCUAGCUCAAAAAGGUCGAUUGGAGAAAGAACUUGAUAAAGCUGUAGAGAGUGGGGAAUUAGAACUAGCUUCAAAAAUAAGCGACCAAAUUGCACAAAGAAAUUAUGAAAAUACGAUGCGAGAAGCAAUAGAACGUAAAGAGUACGAUGAGAGAAAAAAAAAAUCGUACAGUAAACCGACAGGAACAAACGCAGAAAUUAGAGCAAACGCCGACGGAAGUGAAGUUAGGAAACUUCAACCUAACGUUUACACACGAUAUUACGAUUUGUUAAGUCGCGUUAAUAAUUUUAGUAUUAUUGAAUCCACUUUACGAGAGGGUGAACAAUUUGCCAAUGCGUUUUUCGAUACCAAUAAAAAAAUAGAGAUUGCUAAAGCUUUAGAUGAAUUUGGUGUUGAGUAUAUUGAACUUACAUCACCUGCCGCUUCAGAACAAUCAAGACUAGAUUGUGAAGCGAUAUGUAAAUUAGGACUCAAAGCAAAAAUUUUAACUCAUAUAAGAUGUCAUAUGGAUGAUGCAAAAAUCGCCGUCGAAACUGGUGUUGAUGGUGUUGAUGUCGUAAUAGGAACUUCUUCAUAUCUUCGUGAAUUUUCUCAUGGCAAAGAUAUGGACUAUAUUGCUAAAAAAGCUACUGAAGUCAUAAAUUUUGUUAAAUCCAAGGGGAUUGAAGUCAGAUUUUCGUCUGAAGAUUCAUUUAGAAGUGAUUUAGUCGAUUUAUUAUCCAUUUAUCGUACAGUAGACAAACUUGGUGUUAAUCGAGUUGGUAUUGCUGAUACGGUUGGUUGUGCAAAUCCACGUCAAGUUUAUGAAUUGGUUAGAACUUUACGUGGCGUUGUUUCUUGUGAUAUUGAGUGUCACUUUCAUAACGACACUGGUUGCGCCAUAGCUAAUGCUUAUGCUGCUCUUGAAGCUGGUGCGACUCAUAUUGACACCUCCAUUUUGGGUAUUGGUGAACGUAAUGGAAUAACACCACUUGGAGGAUUAAUCGCACGUAUGUACACUGCGGACAAGGACUAUAUCAAGUCGAAGUAUAAACUCCACAUGCUUCGUGACAUUGAAAAUUUGGUGGCUGAUUCUGUCGAUGUUCAAGUUCCUUUCAACAAUUACAUUACUGGUUAUUGCGCAUUUACGCAUAAAGCUGGUAUUCACGCAAAGGCAAUUUUGAACAAUCCAAGUACUUAUGAAAUUUUGAAACCUGAAGAUUUUGGUCUUACCGAUGACCAAGUCAAGACAAUUACUGCUAAAAUUAAGGAAUUGUCGGAUAUUCGACCAUUAAAAAUGGAGGAUGUUGAUAAUUUAUUAAGGGAAUAUCAUUCUGCUAUUGAAUCUGGUGAUGAAUUACUGGUUAGAAAUGUUUUGUCGAUUGCCUCUGCUGUCCCUGUCCCAACGUAG
This is a messenger RNA of Racocetra fulgida, 1785 nucleotides long. NCBI's taxonomy places the organism in Eukaryota, Fungi, Glomeromycota, Glomeromycetes, Diversisporales, Gigasporaceae. The record is from the annotation of a GenBank genome assembly.